Molecule: messenger RNA, 2098 nt
Organism: Chinchilla lanigera (long-tailed chinchilla)
Lineage: Eukaryota; Metazoa; Chordata; Mammalia; Rodentia; Chinchillidae
Gene: Cpn2
Product: carboxypeptidase N, polypeptide 2
Exons: 2
Coding region: 127-1755 (542 amino acids)
Biological process (GO): G protein-coupled receptor signaling pathway
Cellular component (GO): membrane
Molecular function (GO): protein binding; follicle-stimulating hormone receptor activity
Source: RefSeq, a predicted model, not a curated record
AGGGGAGGAACCACUGCCUGGAACUUUGAUCAGGGCCAGGGUGGCUUCCGCUGACGACAGCCACUCUGGACACCCCUCUGCUCCCAGAAGACGCAGGUCGCUGUCCCCACCGACUCAGCCUUCACGAUGACACCCGCUGCUGCCUGGCUGUGCUGGGCCUCCCUCCUGCUCCUGGCCAGGUGGUCCCAGCCCUGCCCUGGGGGCUGUGACUGUUUCGUGCACAAGGUGUUCUGCGCUGAUGAAAAGCUGGCCGCCAUCCCUCCAGACAUCCCGCCGGAUGCCACAGACCUGGUCUUUGUGGAGACCGAGUUCACCGAGGUGGCGCCCCGGGCCUUCAGCGGCAGCCCCAACCUCACCAAGGUGGUCUUCCUCAACACACAGCUCCAGCGCUUCAGACCCGAUGCCUUUGCGGGGCUGCGCCGACUGCAGGACCUGGAGGUCACCGGUAGCAACUUCAGCCUCAGCGGUGACACCUUCGUCAACCUGACCUCGCUGGGCCAGAUCACCCUGAGCUUUGACAAGCUGCACGCCCUGCCUGAGGACCUGUUCCACGGCUUGGACGUGCUGGAGUCCCUCCAGCUGCAGGGCAACCAGCUGCAGACCCUGCCCCGGGGGAUCUUCCAGCCCCUGCGGCACCUGAAGUCCCUCAAUCUGGAGCAGAACCGCCUGGAGUGGCUCCCGGAAGGGCUGCUCGACCCGCUCUCCUGCCUGCGGUCCCUGAGGCUCAGCGACAACAAGCUGUCCCAGGGCCUCCCCCGGGGCACCUUUGCCGCCCUGCGCAGCCUGGAGGAGCUCUUUCUGGACAGCAACGCCAUCUGUGAGCUGCCCCCGGAGCUGUUCUCCGGGCUCUCCCGCCUGGAGCGGCUGUGGCUGCAGCACAACGCCAUCAGCCACCUGCCACCCACCGUCUUCUCCGACCUGGGCAGCCUCACGUCCCUGAGCCUCCAGGGCAACGCGCUGCGGACACUGCCCGCUGGCCUGUUCGCCCACACCCCGCACCUGCUCAGCCUGUCACUGUCCCACAACCAGCUGGCGAGCGUCGUGGAGGGCGCCUUCGCCAACCUGUCCAGCCUCGCGUCCCUCACGCUCUCCCACAACGCCAUCGUGCGGCUCCCUGCCGGGGUCUUCCGGGGCCUGCAGGGGUUGGUCAAGCUGUACCUGGGCAGCAACAACCUGACGGCCUUGCCCGCCGGCCUCUUCUACAACCUGUCCAGCCUCCAGCUGCUCAACCUGUCCCGGAACCAGCUGAGCUCGCUGCCGGAGGGCCUUUUCAACACCAACUACAACCUCUUCAACCUCGCCCUGCACGGCAACCCCUGGCAGUGCGACUGUCACCUGGCCUGGCUCUCCAGCUGGCUGCGCCUUUGGAGCGACCAGCUGCUGCACACCCGCACCUACUGUGCCGGGCCCGCCCACCUGCGCGGCCAGGCGGUGCCCGCCUUGAACGAGGAGCAGCUGGUGUGCGCCGCCUCCGGCCACCCGGGGCUGGACCACAAGGCGGCGGAGGGGGGCUGGGAUGCGGUUCCGGAGAACAAGGCAGCGCGGAGCCGCUGCACCUACAGCAACGCGGAGGGCACCGUGGUGCUCGCCUGUGAGGCAGGCCAGUGUCGCUGGCUCAGCGUCCAGCUGUCUCCCCGGCAGGGCGCGGGCUUCCAGGCCAUGACCUACAAUGCCAGUCAGGGCUGGGACCUGAGGUCCAGCUGUGGCUCUGUGAGGGUCACUGUGUCAGUCGGGGAUCUGGCAGCAGGGCCCUAGGGGACAGAGCCGGGAGCCCGGGCAGGUGGGGGCCGAGGAGCUGAGUCCUGGAAGCUUUGGCGUUUUGCAUCUCCGGGGCUGGGGAGGUGGCGUCUGGUCCCCCCACUUCCGCCCUUACUGCUCUCCUUUUGGAAUCUGAGACUGAUCGAGGCCUCGUGGUGCCUUGUGAACGCCCUUGAGAGCUGUGCCAAGGUCAGGGACAGUGCCCUCACCCCCAGGGGUCCUCUUAUUUAAUCCCGGUCCACUGUCCCCCAUUCGGCAUCCUAGCCAGGAGGGACGGUCGCCACUCUCCCAAUUACACGGCCCGGAGGCUCCACACUUUCGAUGCCCAGUUCAAAAGCCA